CAUGAAGGCUGCAUUGAAUGAUGUAAGCACCGAGUUCCUCACCACAUUCGGGAUCGUUGAAGCGACGUACGAGAAGGAGGUGUAGUAACAUAGCCGGAAACAAUAUUAAAUUGCACGCUGCCUUUCGGCUGGCGAUAAUCGAUGCUCGACCAGGAAAAUGGUAACGACAAGCUGCGCGAGAUUGACCACAUCUCUCGACUUGAAAAUAGACACACGGUGAGCCUGAAAGGAUAUAUGAGGUGUCGAAUUCGACGCAAACAAGAGAACUUUAUCAUCUCCUGUCUCUCCUCCAUUACAUCCUUCUCUACCGUUCGCAUUCCUCGCCUCAGCAAACGAGAUCAUAACCAUUGCUUGCUCAACUCGCAACAAUCAUGGCUACUUCUAAGAUCGCCACCGCCGGCCCAACUGGAGACCUCAUCACCUUCGGUCAAGAGCCGAAUAGUGGUUACCCUCGAGCCAUUACCACAAGCGACGGCACCCUCCUCGCCACAUACCGCUGGAACGACGACACGAUCAUGAAAAUCGUCGUCAAAUCAAGCCAGGACCAAGGAGCCACCUGGACCGAUCCCGUGGACGUAAUUUCCUGGGCCCGGGCGAAGUCCGACCUGAACAACCCGUUCCUCUUCCAAAGAUCCUCCGGCGAGCUCCUCUGCGCGUACAAGCGAUAUCUGUACGACAACGGAGCCCUCUGGCAGAUUAAUCUGGACGUCAGCCAGAGCACAGACGGAGGCAAGUCCUGGUCACGGAUCGGGUCUAUUGUGAGCGAGCCCAACGAGGCCAUCUUGGGCGAGUGGGAGCCGUUUCUGCGCGAAGCAUCCGAUGGGACGCUUGAGGCGUACUACGCGCAUGAGUUCAACGGCGCGGAUCAAGACGUCGUGAAGCGCACCUCUACCGACGGCGGCGCGAACUGGAGUGAUAUCACGACCGUUGCUGGCGCAGGCCUCACAGACGAACGCGACGGUAUGCCGCAAGUCGUCGCUCUCGAGGACGGCACGCUGAUGCUCGUCUACGAGAGCAAUUCCGGGAGCCGCGGCUCCGAACGACCGAUCAGGGUAUGGGCGUCGACCUCUUCGGACGGAGGCGCGACCUGGGUGGAUCCUCACAUCAUCUUCGACCCUGGACAGGGGCAGGCGGGCGGCCCUGGGAUUGUGAAUGUGCCCGGGCUGCUUGUGGUUAGCUUCAUGACGAAUCAGGACCAGCCGGAUGGUGAUUAUAGUGACCCGACGCUUCAGUAUGUGGACAUGAAAGUUAUCACGAGUGGGGAUGGAGGGGCGACGUGGAGUCCGCCUACGAAGGUUAUUCCGCAGGCGGGCUGGGGUGGGGUUACGGCGGUGGAGGGGGGCGUUAUGGUGCUGGCGGCGACGCAUGACCAGACUGUUGUGAUGCAGAAGUUUACUUGAGGCCUCCACGAGGUAGCCGAAUCAAAAUGAAUGCAGG
Molecule: messenger RNA, 1437 nt
Organism: Trematosphaeria pertusa
Lineage: Eukaryota; Fungi; Ascomycota; Dothideomycetes; Pleosporales; Trematosphaeriaceae
Product: glycoside hydrolase family 93 protein
Exons: 1
Coding region: 372-1400 (342 amino acids)
Source: RefSeq, a predicted model, not a curated record